CAAAUAUCUAUGCACUACAGUGUAUAGCACAUGCGUUAAAAUAUGUUCAUCAAGAUAAAAUAUGCAGAUGAUAAGGAGCUACUUGCAAAUCCAGAUUGCAGAAUAGGAAGCCUCCUUGAUUAUGUUAAAGCAACAAUGGCUGAAUCAGAGUUAUUUGACACUGACUUACAUAAUGAGAUUGACCUCUGUGAUGACUACGGCAGGUUACUGAAUGUGAAUGAUGUGGAGCCAUGGAAGAAUGGCUUGGAACUACGACUAUUUCAGCCUCGAGCUACAUACUUUGUUUUUCUUAUCAGUCUUGCGGAAGCUCAACAUGGUGCGGGUGUUUUCGGAUUGACGCGUUGCGGAAGACCAACGUGGAUGAGGCACCGAGAUGUGCCGAGAGCGGUGGCGGAAGCCCGACUGAAGCCGGUGCGGGGGCGACAGGUGAUGAAGAUGGCAAGAUUGCAAGCAUAGUCCCAACUGUAACUGAUAUGGGGAGAACAGUUGGUGAAGUUGCUAACAGACUCCGACAGCAGAUAACAAAAUCUAAAAUAAAGGUGCAUGAAUUUGGCCUGAUUGGUGACAUCUUAUUUUUAGUGUUCAAUAACAUACAAAAAUUUACUGUUCAGACUCACAAGAUUUAAUAUGAUUAAAUUUUCUACAGUUAAUUUGAAAACCAAGAGAUGCAAGCAGUCUCUUGGGGGUUAAUGAUCUUUAUACUGUACUGAAACAGGAAAUGAAAAUAAGACUCCUUGCUGUUUACACCAUUUACAUUGCUAUUCAUGUACUUCCUGAUAAUGAAAAAUGGUUAAUAAUGUAUCUUAUUAAGAUUAGCAAAAUGUAUAAGUAAUUCUGGGUUCAUUCACUAAAUAUGAUUUUACACACAUAUAAUGACUGAAAAGGCCUCUAGUUACUGGGCAGCAGUGGAUGGAAUGACAGAUGUUAUAUUUCACUGGUCUUCCUGUAUGUGACAAAAAUAGGAAAAGAUAAUAGAAAACAGGACUUUACAAGGAUGUACAGAAAUAGACUAUCUGAUUAAAAGUAUCCCAGGACCCCUUUGUAAUGUGGAACUGAACACUAGAUGUCAUGAGAGGCAGACCUGCCAACGUAAAAGGAUUGUGUUGUCAGAAGAGAAGCAGUAACAGCAGAACGGGAAGAUCAGUAGAGCUCAGUGAGUUUGAACAUGGACUAGUCUUUGGAUGUUGCCUGAGCAACAGGAACAUUUCAACCCUUCUAAAGCUGCCCAAGUCAAAUGUUGGUGAUGCAAUUAUGAAGUUGAAAUGCAAAUAAACAACCAAAGCUGAGACAAGACUAGCCAGACCUCAUGUACUGACGGACACGGACUGUUGAUCAGUUUGGAGGUCAGUUGUAAUAUCUCAUGAAAUCAGUGGAAUCAGUCACUCAUGAGUUCCAAAGUGUUACUAUCAGUCCAAAUAACACAACACCUGCGUGCAGGGAGUUAAUAGAGUGGCAUACAAUGGUGAAGCAACUGCUCAUAAGCCAAACAUUUCUGUAGUCAAUGCUAAGCAACACUUAACAUGGUGUAAAGAGCAAUGCCACUGGACAGUGCAUGACUGAUACUGAGUGAAGAAGCACACCAUACCCUGUGCCAAUCCAAUGGCAGCAUUUGUGUUUGCCAAAAACCUGGAGAACAUUACCUGCCAUCAUGUGUAGUGGCAACAGUAACAUACAGAGGAGACGGUGUUAUGGUAUUGGGGUGUUUUCCAUGGUUAGGAUGUGACCUCCUUAUUGCACUUAAGAAAAUGAUGAAUGCAGAAGGAUAUGAAUACAUUUUAUGACAUUGUGUAGUGUGUACUGUAGAGGAACAAUUUGGAGACAAUGACUGAUUGUAUCAGCAUGACAUUGCACCCUCUCACGUACUAGCAUCUGCGAAGCAAUGGUUUGUGUACAAUAACAUUCCUAAAAUGGACUGGCCUCCCCAGAGGGCGCACCUGAAUCCAAUGGAAGACCUUUGGGUUGAGUUAAAUCAACUUCGCUCCAGAUAGCAGCACCCAACAUCACUACCUUCUCUGGUUUUUGCUCUUGAGGAAGAAUGGGCUGUCAUUCCUUCACAAACAUUCAGGCACCUUAUUAAAAGUGUCCCUAACAGAGUUCAAGUCAUUAUAAUCAUGAAAGAGGGGCACACCAACCAUUAGUAUCUACUAAUAGGUGUCCAGAUACUUUUGAUCAAAUAAUAUAUGU
This is a messenger RNA of Schistocerca nitens (vagrant locust), 2184 nucleotides long. RefSeq lists its product as uncharacterized. The transcript is spliced from 5 exons. The record is from RefSeq and is a predicted model, not a curated record. NCBI's taxonomy places the organism in Eukaryota, Metazoa, Arthropoda, Insecta, Orthoptera, Acrididae. The coding region runs from base 43 to 456 and encodes 137 amino acids.